Molecule: messenger RNA, 2360 nt
Organism: Zophobas morio
Lineage: Eukaryota; Metazoa; Arthropoda; Insecta; Coleoptera; Tenebrionidae
Exons: 5
Coding region: 342-2141 (599 amino acids)
Molecular function (GO): GTP binding
Source: RefSeq, a predicted model, not a curated record
AAGUAACAAAAAAAAUUAUUACUUUCCUCACAAAAAACCUUUCUACUUUUUAGCCCUAUCUUUGCAAAUUUUUACUAUAUUUAUUUUAACAAACAGAAAAUCAUAAUAUUUGCACAUUUUUCCGACGAACUUGACACUGGGCUGGUGGGAGCGGCCCGAUUCUAAAUUUAGCUUCACUCGCAACCUUCGAUCGACUUCGGACGAAUGACUACUCAGAAAACCCAGAACAAAAACGCUCCUAGUUUUUAAUACACUAUUCGUUAAUUAACUAACAAUCUUCCACGUACCACCAAGAGCUUCCGCGCCUUCAAGUGCAACAUUACGCAACCCCGCACUCCAAAAUGCCUCCCGACUGCGACGACCUCGAGGACCUCCCCAACACCAUCAACGUCCUCCUCAUGGGCGAAACCGGCGUCGGCAAAUCCACCUUUAUCAACUCCUUCGCCAACUACAUCCGCUUCUCCACGUUCGCCGACGCCACAAAAACCAAACCCCUCAUGCUCAUCCCCACCCGCAUCACCGUCUACGACGAGAACUCCAUGGAGGACUGCAGCCUGACCAUCGGCUCCGACAAGAACGAAAAGCAGGACGUGGGUUCGUCGGCGACACAGGGCGUCAAAACCUACUUGUUCCCGGUGGAGAGCGACAACGUGGUCAUCCGGGUCAUAGAUACUCCAGGGAUCGGCGACACGGCGGGGCCGGACAAAGACGAUCAAAACUGCGAGGGAAUCCUGGGGUAUUUGGCGCAGCUAAAUAAAAUCAACGCCAUUUGCUUGCUGAUGAAACCGUCGAAUGAUCGCAAUACGGUGCUCUUCAGCUACUGCGUCAGGAGGAUUUUGUCGCAGUUGCACAAGAGUGCGUGCGAUAACGUGGUUUUUCUGUUCACUAAUACCAAAGGGAGCGACUACAGGCCUGGGGCGACGUUCGCGAUUUUGAAGAAGUUGGCAGACGAUGUGGCUGCGAAGCCGCCGCACGUGAGGAUUCCCAUCAAGAAAGAGAACGUUUUUUGCCUGGAUAAUGAGAGUUUCAAGCAUUUGUUGGCGCUGGAGUACGGCGUGGAGUUGAAUGAGAGGACGCUGGAGAGUUGUAAGAUCAGCUGGAAGAUUUCCUGUGAGGAAAUAGUGAGGUUUAUCAAGUACAUCCGGAAAUUGGACCCCCACAACGUCAAGCAAACCGUCAGCGUGAACAAAACCAGAGACCUCAUCCUACAACUAUCUAAACCGCUGUCAGACAUCUGCCAACUCCUCCAAGAGAAGAUCAUAAACCUAAAAACCAAAGAAGAAGAAUCGAGUAAAGCAAACCAGACGAUCGAAGAACUCAAAAAGAGCCUGUACAAGCCAGGUCUAGACCUCGAAAUUAUCAAAAUGGACCGCUCUGCUACAGUUUGCACAAACCUGAGCUGCAUACAACCCGUCCAGGUCGGGAAUACCACAAAGUUCAUUUACAAAAAACGCUGUCACGACCCUUGUCUGCUCGGCUACCUUACGUACGAAAUCAUAGGCCACUGGAGUCUCGUGACUUGCAGCGAAAUGACAUUUAGUUUUUUCCCCGAAUGUAAACAUUGCAAGUGCUCUUAUAAGAAACACAUGACUAUCUUCUACGAUACUAAAGUCGUUGAAAAACAGAUGGUGGACGAAGACGUCCUGUCGAACAUUCAGAGUGAAGAGAAGCAGCGCGAGAGGAUAGAAGCGUUGAUUGGAGAAAUCAAGCAGGAGAAGAAGGAGCUCGAGAAGGAGCUGGAGUACGUGAGCGAGUGUGCCGCGAAGUUCGCCUACUUCCUUGAGAAUAAUGCGAUAACGUCGUCGUACGACAACUUCAAGGAGUAUAUUUUUUUGUCGCUUCAAAGGCAGAAGAGUCUCGGGAAUCAAGCCAAUAUGGACGUCGUCGUGAACUUGACAGAGCUUUUGCGCCGUCACGAAAAUCUGAUCAAAGCUAUAAGUGAAAAUCAGGCUCGUGUAAACGCGGAAAAAAUUACCGAAGAGAGUAUCUAUCGGGAUGCCGAAAGUCUGUUCAAGCUGAAGCAUAUGGGGCCGAAGAUUAAGGAAAUUUUUGAAGCGAGGGCUAGUUGUGCCAAAAAAGGGUUCAAAACUGGGCUGAAGUCGAUAUUUACCGAAAAGAUACCAAACUGGUUUAUGAAUUAGAUUUUGCAAUUUUACUUUUUAUACACCGCCUUGAAAUAUUCGCAAAACCACUUUAAAAAACUAAAAUGAAUAAAUAUUUCAGGGUGGCCGGGUUUUUUGCCCGUCAGUAUGUUUAUUGUAUUUGAUUAUUUUUAUACUGUCUGUGCUAACAUGUAUUAAAUUUUGUAAAAGACCUACUCAGUGGUCAAAAUUAUUAAAAGUUUUAUUCGUGGACCAAAA